Molecule: messenger RNA, 771 nt
Organism: Mytilus trossulus (common blue mussel)
Lineage: Eukaryota; Metazoa; Mollusca; Bivalvia; Mytilida; Mytilidae
Product: insulin-like growth factor-binding protein complex acid labile subunit
Exons: 9
Coding region: 1-771 (256 amino acids)
Molecular function (GO): protein binding
Source: RefSeq, a predicted model, not a curated record
AUGCACAGCAGCCGUGACUUUACUCUACAACUCAUUUGUGUCGACUGUACAAUUAAAGAUACUUUUAGUAAAAGCAGAAGAAGAAUACCAUUACUUUUAAAGAUGUUGUUGACAAUAGGAAUCAUGCUGAUUGUUAGAUUAUCAAUAGUUGAUUUAGUCCAGGGAUGUUCUUAUAUGUGUUCAUGUGACCGAACCGUUUCAUCAUGCUCUUCCAGAAAUUUGAUGGAAAUACCAAAUGAUAUUCCAUCAAAUACAACGCGUUUAUAUCUGUAUAAAAAUAGCAUUACCUCAAUAGAACCUACUAUGUUUUCUGGGUUAACAUCCUUACAGAAGUUAUAUCUGUCCAGCAAUAGUAUCACCUCAAUAGAACCAGGCACGUUUUCUGAAAUAAAAUCCCUAGAGUAUUUAGGUCUGUCCAGCAAUAGCAUCACCUCGAUAGAAUCAAAUACAUUUUCUGAAUUAACAUCCCUCCAGAGUUUAUAUAUGGGCGCCAAUAGCAUCACCUCGAUAGGCCAAAAUGCGUUUUCUGGAUUAACAUCCUUACAGUAUUUAAGUCUGGAAGACAAUAACAUUACCUCAUUAGAACCAAAUACAUUUUCUGGAUUGACAUCCCUAGAGGAAUUAGAUCUUAGUGACAAUAGCAUUACCUCAAUAAAACAUAAUGUGUUCCUUCGAUUAACAUCCCUACGGAAAUUAGAUCUUUCAUACAAUAGCAUCACCUCAAUAGAACCAAAUACGUUUGCUGAGUUAAUAUCCUUAGAGUAUUUGUAA